AUGAGGUGCAUCCACAACCCAAUCAAGUCAGUGUAUGAAAUCCAAAACCCAUGUCGUGGAAUCACUUACAUCUUGCAAAAAUGCGUUAACACAGAUCAACUCUGUCAAGUUCAUGCCCAUCUUACAACGACGGGCCUCGUUGGUUACCCUCCUUUUGCAAGUAAACUAGUCGAAGUUUUUGCGUCCAUCGUCUGUCCUGCUACAAUUUCGGUUGCUCGUUCAAUCGCCGAAAGAAUCAACGGUCUUGAUACUUACGCAUGGAACACUAUUAUCAGAGGCUUUUUGGAGGUUAAGGACGCUGAAAAUGCCCUCUUGGUUUACUCCCAUGUCAGAAACACAGGCUUGGAGGUCCAUACACGUACCCUUCUGUUUGCUUUGAAGGCUUGCGGGCUUAUGCCAACGCCUUUUGAAAGCAAACAGAUACAUGCGCAGAUUUUCGUUUUGGGUUUUGUAUCUGAGAUCAUAAUUCAAACUGCCCUGCUUGAUGUUUAUGGUUCAUUUGCCAAGCUGGAUUGGAUGCAACAAGUGUUCGACGAAAUGCCCCAAAGAGACUUGGUUUCCUGGAAUUCACUUGUGACUGCUUAUGCCCGGCAAAACAGGCCUUAUCAGGCGCUGGUGUGUUUGCGAAAAAUGCUUCUUGACAAUCUAAAACCCAAUAAAAUUACCGUGGUAAGCCUGCUCUCUGCUUGCUCUUUGUUAAAGUUUUUGAGAGAAGGUAAAUCGAUUCACGGUUACUUGAUCAAGAAGUUAAUUGAUAUUGAUGUGUUUGUGUACAAUUCUUUGAUUGCAAUGUACUCAAAAUGUCAGUGCUUGUUUUCCGCCUGCCGGAUUUUUCAAUUGAUGCCUACAAGAAAUGUAAUUUCGUGGACCGCGAUGAUCAAUGGUUAUGGUGAUAACGAUAAUCCAAAUGAAGCAUUAGCAUUGCUCAAAGAUAUGGAGUCUCAAAAUGUAAAACCAGAUGAGAUUACCAUGUUAGGUUUGAUUUCAAUGUGUUCAAAGUUGGGAAACUCUGAACUCGGGAAUCUAAUAGAAUUGUACGUAGAGAAAUAUGGGCUGGUUAAAAGGAGUGUUUGUAUAGCAAAUGCUCUCAUUGACAUGCAUGCCAAAUUGGGUAACAUAAAGAAAUGUUGUCAAAUAUUUGAUGGCAUGGGAAAUAGAAUUAGAACAUUGGUUUCAUGGACAAGCAUUAUUCAAGCUCUAGCCAUGAAUGGACAUGGGAUUUCGGCUCUGGUUAGGUUCUGUCAAAUGCAAAGAGAAGGGAUCAAACCCGACGAGGUUGUCUUCCUCAAUGUUUUAUCUGCUUGCAGCCAUGGAGGUUUGGUUGAAGAGGGUCAAAAGUGUUUUGAUUCAAUGAUAAAGGAUUACCAAAUGGAACCAUGGAUGGAGCAUUAUGGGUGUAUGGUGGAUCUUCUGUGUAGAGUUGGAUUAAUUAAAGAAGCUAUAGAAUUCAUUGAUCAUAUGCCAGUUAAGCCUGAUUUAGUUAUGUGGAGGAGUUUGCUGAGUGCGUGUCAAAUCUAUGGUAAUACCAGUAUAGCUUCUCUAGUGAUUAAGAAGAGGUUUAUUGAUCAAGGGAUUGAAAAUUGUGAAGAUUAUUUGGUGUUAUCAAAGUUUUAUGCCACAAUGGGGGAUUGGCAUGGAGCCAAGCAAGUAAGGAAGGAAAUGGAAGUUAAGGGACUGAUGAAGCUCCAACCUGGUCGUGCUUGCAUACGAGUAAACAAAUUCCUAUGUUGUUAA
Messenger RNA from Carica papaya (papaya), 1734 nucleotides. RefSeq names its product putative pentatricopeptide repeat-containing protein At3g05240. Gene Ontology annotation, molecular function: protein binding; RNA binding. The record is from RefSeq and is a predicted model, not a curated record. Gene Ontology annotation, biological process: RNA modification. Lineage: Eukaryota; Viridiplantae; Streptophyta; Magnoliopsida; Brassicales; Caricaceae.